Molecule: messenger RNA, 2468 nt
Organism: Myxozyma melibiosi
Lineage: Eukaryota; Fungi; Ascomycota; Lipomycetes; Lipomycetales; Lipomycetaceae
Product: peroxisomal targeting signal receptor
Exons: 2
Coding region: 302-2317 (671 amino acids)
Biological process (GO): protein import into peroxisome matrix, docking
Cellular component (GO): cytosol; peroxisomal membrane
Molecular function (GO): protein binding
Source: RefSeq, a predicted model, not a curated record
ACUCCAGUCACGCGUGGCCGACCCCACAGUAGAAGCCAGGAAAUGAUCUCGUAAGCUCGUCCGGGAUAUAUCUACGCUCGGUUUCUCGCCUUCCUCCUCUUUCCUUUGAUAUUCAGUGACUCAACUGAAAGGAACUUGGCUGAAAAGUGCGACCGGAAACUACCGCUUCUAUUGAGAGACACUGCCGUUCAUCCUCUCUCUCGAUAUCAGGUUCUCGACACCUGUCGUGACGUAAUAUCAGCAGUCUUUAUCGACCUCCUACACUACUCUUCUUCUUCCUCGACACCUCCCCGCAAGCGAUAUGUCUGGAGCAGAGUGCUCGGUUGGACGGAAUCCGCUGGCACAGUUCACCAAACAUGUCGGUGAAGAUCGCUCACUGCAACGAGACCGGCUUGCCGGGCCGCCGGGCGGCAUUGGAUCAUCCGCCCCCGGCGCAGGAAUGCGAACAGAGCAUAUCCGGCCACUGACUGAGGCGGACCGAGAGUUGAUGUCCCGUUUCGAGGCAAUGAACCUGGAUCAUGUCCUGCGGGACUCCCCGGCACAUAGGGAACUUGGCCGACAAGCCAUGCAGAUAGCCCGAGAAACAGGCUCCCUCCAACCAGUAGGACCAGCCGGUCUACACAACUCCAUGUCCAGACCAGCAAGCUCCCCGAUGGUGAAUGGAAAUUGGGCAAAUGAAUUUGGCCAGCCGCAGGGAUCGCAGUGGUCGAGCGAGUACCGGCAGCAGCAGGUCCCCGGAGGCGACUGGACACGGGAGUUUUCAGCGCCCGCUACGACUUCAGGUGCUCCGGCGCCCAUGAUGAGCUACAACAGUGGCCCGCAAUGGUACGGCAUGGGUGACUCUAUGAGCAGGCCUAUGGGCGGGCUCUAUAAUCCCGGUUUAACGAAUUUCAAUACCAUGCCUAUGACCAUGAACCCGCUCAACAAUGUACAGCAACGAGACAAAGGGAAAGGCAAGAUAGUGGAACUUGACUCGGCCACUUGGGAGCAGCAGUUCGAGCUACUUGAGACUCAGGAUGCGUCAACGUCAGAGGUAAAGGAGGAAGCCGAAGCUCCUGCUGAGUCUGAUUCCAAAGAGCAUGAAAAAAUCUGGCGGGAUGCUUACAGUGGCGAGACUAUUGACGAAACCUACGAGGGCGACUUUGAGAACAUCUGGCGCGGUAUUCAGGAACAACAUCUUCAAGACGGUACUGCGUCUCAGAUCGGCCAUCAGAACAACCUAGACCCUACUGUGGAGAAUCUGUUUGGCAACGACAGAUUCCUAGACGCAUCCGAGAUUGACAACCCAUACUCUGUCCGCGACGAGGCUUCAGAAUUGAAGAUGCCAUGGGACAAAGAUUUUGAAGAGUUCGCUGCCGCAAGGUCGGAUUCCGGCGACUACCAAUACGAAAACGACAAUCACUUUAUGCAAGAAGAUGUUUCGGACCCGUUCCAGGAAGGUGUUCGUAUAUUGGAGUCUGGCGGUAAUUUGAGCGAGGCCGCGUUGGCGUUUGAAGCCGCGGUGCGGAAAGAUCCGCAGCAUGUUCAGGCAUGGAGCUUGCUUGGUGCGGUGCAGUCUCAAAACGAGAAAGAGGAUCCUGCAAUCAGAGCACUUGAGAGAGCGGUGCAGCUGGAUGAGUCGAACGAGUCUGCACUGAUGAACCUGGCGGUCGCUUACAUCAAUGAGGGAUACGAGAACGCGGCAUAUGCGACGCUCGAGAAGUGGAUCGCGACAAAGUAUCCCGACAUUGUCAACCAGGCUCGUGAUCAGACCCCGCAAUUGGCGAAUGCUGACAUCUUCCGAUUGCAUGAGCGCGUCACCGAGCUGUUUAUUCGCGCGGCACAGCUUUCCCCUGAGGGCAUGUCUAUGGAUGCCGAUGUCCAAGUCGGACUGGGCGUUCUUUUUUACGGCAGUGAGGAGUACGACAAGGCUGUCGAUUGCUUCAACGCUGCUCUGAGUGUUCGUCCUGACGAUCCCCUGCUCUGGAACCGAUUAGGAGCCACGCUUGCGAACUCGCGGCGAUCAGAAGAGGCUAUCGAGGCCUACUACAAAGCGCUUGAAAUUCGGCCUUCAUUUGUGCGCGCACGAUACAAUCUCGGCGCUUCCUGUAUCAACAUUGGCUGCUACAAGGAAGCAGCGCAGCACUUUCUCACCGCUCUUGAGAUGCACCGGGUCCCGGGCGGACACAGCGGUGCGAGCGAGGAAGAGAUCCUGGCGAACGAGAGCACGACGUUGUAUGACACGCUCCGUCGGGUGUUUCUGGCGAUGGAUAGAAGAGAUUUGGCUGACAAGGUUGUCACGGGAGUUGAUCCUGCUAUUUUUAAGGAUGCGUUUUGAGUCUGAUUUGCAACGCGGCAGGAGCUAGGUCUUUUGCCGUACAGGGGACAUUUGGUUUUUGCACAGGGGAGGCAUUGUUGUAACUGUAUAUAUUGGUGACUUGUUCAUUCUUUCAAUCAACCGUCUUUUAGCGUAUGAUAAAUGCAUUGGU